GGACCCUGAGAGCAGACUGGGGCCCUAAAGACAGACUGGGCUCUGACAGCAGACUGAGCCCUGAAGACAGACUGGGCUAUGAGAGCAGAUGGGGCCCUGAGGGCAAGUGGGGCCCCUGAGAGCAGGUGGCAGUAGUUGCUAGUCUUCAUGUUUACCGCUGUCGCUGUGGAGACCCAGACUCGGGUGUGAUAUCUCCGGGUCGGCCGACCUCACCCUCGCCCACCUUCACCCCACCAUACUCACCAUAUAUCAUGCAAACUUUAACCUAACUACCCAUAAUUACAUUUUAUUUUUACUUAAUUAUCCUGAAACUGUAGUCGCCUGGAAGUCGUGAGUGCAUUUUGAGGGUAAGAGGAGAGUGCGGGGCGCCGCCAUGCGAGCCGGAGCCAGCAGCGGUGUGGAGACGGGUAGGGAGACAGGAAACGUCAAAAAGGAAUGGCUUCUUAGCAUUAGUUUUUGGUCUUCUCUCCAUCAUAAUGUUGCAGGUGGGUGAAUAUGGAGGUUCACACAUUGAGUCAACUCAGUGGCAAACGAUAAGAGCGCUGUAGGCAGGCGGAAUAUAAGGUCUCUGAGUAAUGAGAGAUGUAUGAGUCACUGGGCCCAAGAGGGGGUGAGAUGGAUCCCCACAACAAGUGUAUGGGGGGACGCAUGUGGUGCGUCUCAGACAUAUGCGGCAUCAUUUGUGCUGUGAUGACCUGGUUACUUGUUACCUAUGCUGAAUUUGUGGUGUUUACAGUUACCCUGGGCACUGCAAAUUAUCCCAUCUAUACAACCUUCAAUCUUCUACUUUUCAAUGUUUUUGCAGUCCUUGCUCUAUCAUCACAUGCAAGGGCCAUGUUUACUGAUCCGGGUGCUGUACCGAAGGGUAAUGCCACAAGGGAAAAUAUUCAGCGGAUGGGGCUUCGAGAAGGUCAAGUAAUUUUCAAAUGCCCAAAAUGCUGUAGCAUCAAACCAGAGCGAGCCCAUCAUUGUUCUGUCUGCCAGCGGUGUAUCCGGAAAAUGGACCAUCAUUGCCCCUGGGUCAAUAAUUGUGUUGGAGAAAAUAAUCAGAAGUUCUUCGUGCUCUUUACAUUCUACAUUGCCCUGCUGAGCCUCCAUGGUCUCUUCCUGGGCAUUUACCAGUUCAUAAUCUGUGUCAAGAAUGAGUGGCGAGAGUGCUCCACAUUCUCCCCACCUGCUACAGUUGUCCUCUUACUCUUCCUAAUUUUUGAGAGUUUGCUGUUUGCCAUUUUUACUGCAGUAAUGUUUUUCACACAAGUUAACGCCAUCUGGAAUGACGAAACGGGUAUUGAACAGUUGAAAAAGGAGCAGGCCAGUUGGGAGAAAAAAUCACGGUGGCGAAGCAUCCAGGCAGUAUUUGGUCGAUUUUCACUCUCCUGGUUCAGCCCCUUCACCACUCCGCCUCUGCCCACAAAAACUCACUCCUACAUGUAUGCAGUAUAGCUUCUUUAUAGUUGCUGUUAGUAAGAUCAUGAGAUUACAGAGGGUAAUUGUGGGCCAAAUCUGGAUACUCGACAAGGUCAGAUCAUUGCCAUUUCAUACUUGCUGAAACUUUAAGAUUAUUAUUCUGGUAUGUUCAUUAGUACUCUGGUUGCCCAGAAUAUCAUGUUGUAUAAUGCAUUCUUUAUAUAUUGAGCAAAGGUAGCAAAUAUUACAUUAUGAUUGUAUGGACAGUCAAGGUUCUGAUGAAUAUUGCAGCCAUACUCAUAUCAGAUGUGCAGCACUAUUGAAAUGCAAUGAGAGAUUCUCUUCUUUCUUGUCAUGUAUAAAAAUAUGUGAUUAUUGUGUAAAAUGAAUAACUUCAUUACAUUGUGGAAUGUGGCUCUUCCACAAGCCCUCAUGACAAAGUCUAGUAUCAUCCAUAUUCAGCUCAUGUUGUACAUAUUCCUCUCACCUCUAUGUUUUUUCUUCUUCUGACCAAUUCUUUGUGAAUUUAGAAUUUAUGAUAUAUAUUUUAUUUAUGGCACCCACUAUCUAGAUUAUAUCUAGAUAGAUACCACUAUAUCUAGAUUAUCAUUAAAAUUGUAACUUCAUCAAAAUGUUGAAUAUUACUAUACAUAAUAGAAACCAACCUCAAUUCUUAAAUGUUUUGUAACGAUUGUGUGACAGCCCAUAACUGAAGCGUGGGGAGCCUGCAGCAUUGGCUCUGAAGUAGGUAGAGAGCAUUCGUUAAGAUAUUUUUGUUGCUUGCAUUUUAUAACUUGUCUAAAAAGAUAGUGUUAGAUAUUCAAAUGCAAGAACUCGUAUACAUGUGCUAUUCCAAAGGUCUUAAUGAAUGUGUUUGAGGGAUACAUUCAAAAGGUGUAACCAAGUUCUGUACUGUACUGACUAAAUAUUACUAAUUUAGUAAUUUACUAAAUAAUACACUAGAUGCAAUAUCUUGCAUUGUUGAUUUACAAUGUAUUCUGUAAAGGUAUGUUAUACCUUUCCUUUUGAAAGAACUAGAUCCUUGGGAAGUUUGUAGGACAUUCUUCAGGAGUGACCAUGUGUGUAGCAAGCAACUGUGUUACAGAUACUAACAGAUAUAUAGUCAAGUUUUCCAACACAUUAAGUUAUUUAAAGUUAUAAGGAUGGCAUUAGACUAUGCUUUGAGUGUACCAGUAUUGUGUUGUAUUUGAACCUCUUGACUGUCCAAGUUCCUCCUGGUCUCAUUCCAGAUUAAUAGGUGAACUGUUAUCUGCAGUAAAUAUCCUUGACUAGAGCAACAUUCCUAAACCAAUAAUGCAGAGGAAACCCUUGGGGAAGUCAUCAUAGCUGUAUAAAUUCUGGACCUACUUAUUCAGAAUUAUAAAUGCCAUAAUUGUCACAUUCGUAUUAAUGUUACAAGGCUGUAUUUUAUAUAGAAGAUGGGUUAUCCAUGGUUAUUCAAGGCACAUUUUCAUGCAAAUCAAAAGUAAUUAUAUAUAAUUAUAUCUUCAGGUAGAAGUUCUGACUAAUUAGGUCCCAAAUAUUCAAGACUUGAGAUGCGAACAUUGGUGUUGUGGUCUCGUAUGAUGCUGAUGUCACAAGUGCAAUUGCUCAUUGGAAAAUUUUACUAUGUUCAUAUCAUUAAUAGUAGUGUAAAUAUUUAUUAUUUAAACAAAAUGGCAUGAAUGUUUCAUAAUACUGUAUCCAGUAUGUAUAUAAAGAGUAUUAGAAAUUCCAGAUAACCUCUGAAAUACAGUAGCUAUAUUUUCAACACAGCACAGGAGUAUGAAAAGUGUAUUGUUAAAAGUGUAAUAAGAACUAAUGUAGAUGUUACCAUGGUCAGAGUAAUCUGUCUUACUGUGCCUUAUGAUUUGGAUCACCCCAGCUUCCCUUCCCUAACUCCAGAUCUAAAUUAUGAAAUAUCAGUACCACAAUACUGUAUAUAGAAAAUAUAUAUUAUGCCCAAGAAUGGACCUAAUAUUAAUAUUAAUUAUAUAAAUGGAAACGGACGUUUAUACACACUUGUUCACAAUGUUAAUUGAAAAACAUUGCAUUUUAAAAACUUCAAUUGAUCGUAAAUGAUACACAUACUGUAUCUUGCAUCAUAAUACUGUACUGUUAUUUCCUGUAAGAAAUGGAAGGAAUAUUGUUGGAUAUACAGUAUUGGCUUUGUUUCUCCAUCACUUGAUUCUUCCUUCAGAUCACAUAUCUCUUAGAUGUGCCCGGCACACAACGUACAUGUCUGAUGGCUUUAAAUAUUUGUAACAUUUUAAAUAUUUAUAUUUAUUUAUAUUUUGAUAUUUUAAAUAUUUUUUCUUUAUAGUUAUUGUUCUAUAGAUACUGCUUACCUUACUUGUAAAAGUUUAUACUCUUUUUAAGAAAUUGGUUUUGUGGCCUUUUUCAUUUUGUAGAUACAGUGCAUUUUCACCCAAACAAAAUUAUUGGUUCCAAUCCUUACCAUCAUGACCACUCUUCACUAUUUUUGUAGAUUAAUUACUGUAUUUUGAUUUUGCUUAAAAACAUGGCAGACAUUUUUGGCAGUGACAUUGCAUUUGUGAAGUUUGCAGUGAUCUUGUUAGAAGUGUAAAAUAUCUGUAGUAGUGGAAUAUUUUGGUUAGAAAUGUGGAGGGUCUGUAGAUGUACUGCAGUGUUCUUGUUGGAAACUGCAGGACAUGUGAAAAUAUUGAUCCCAUGUUGGAAGUACAUAGGGCACGUAAAAGUACUUUCCACCUUUUGUUGAAAGUGUAGCAAACUUUUAGAAGUACUUCAGUGCUCAUGUUGAAAGUAAAGGGCUUGUAUAAUUUCUACGGAAGUUUUAUUGGAUGUGUAAGUGACUUGGUGGAAGUGCUGUUGUGCUCUUGUUAGAAGUGUUAAGAUCUUGUAGUAGUAUUUCAGUGCUCCUGUUGGAGGCAUGAAUGGCUUGUAGAAGUGAAGUAUGCUCUUGGUGGAAGUGCUCAAGUUGCACAUUUGUGUAGAUCAGUGGAAAUAUUGUGGUUAUCUCAUUGGUAUUGUGAGGCUUGUGGAGGUACACCAGUGAGCUUGUUGGUAUUGUGAGGCUUGUGGAGGUACACCAAUAAUUCUGUGAAUCUGAGAUACCUAUAAAAGCACCAAAAUUCUGAUAUAGCAAAUAAUAUUUAUCAUUCUUUUAUUUACAAAUUCUAAACAAAAUAUUUUUAUAUCCAGUAUACUGGAUAUUUAGUCCUAUGACUUAAAGCUUCUUUUCAUAUAAAAAGGUGUAAUGUUUAACUCUUGUAACAAGCACAGGGUUCCACAUUUUUGGAUUAUUCCAAUUGUCUGUGGAAACUGAACUUCUGUUUAUGAAAAAAACAUGUUCUGAUGGCAUAAGGUUGGUUAUUCUCCCAAUAUUGGGGAAAACAACUUUUACGUGUAAAAAAUUGCUAUAUGUCAACCAAUGACUUUGUUAGCAUUUAUAAAGGCCUAACAGGGAAAAUGUUAACAAAUAACAUCUCUCACUUGGUGUAUCUCUACAUCAUUGUCAACACUUUGCGUUCUUUUCAACCACUUUUCCUUCUUGUCCCUCUGCCUACUUUUCUUCUAUUUCCCUUGAAAUUAAAACACUAGUAACUAAAGCCAGUAUAUCAACUCUGCAUAUGCAAUGUCGUAUUGUCCUCGUUUACAAGAAGGUAAUUAAUGUUGAAUGUUUUAAUGCUAUGUAGUAAAACAUUAAUUUCUGCAUUUAUCUGUUGCCUCUUAAAUUAUGUUUCUAUUUUUUUGACAUUUAUUCUAUUUCAACCGCUUUGUCUGCAUCCACUCAUUUCUUUCAGAUAAAUUCAUACAUAACUAUUCACUUCAAAUACAGUAUUAGCUAAUAUUAUAAUACAAUUGUUUUAAGUAAUUUCCAUAUUGGGUUAUUAGUACUUGAAAAUGUCAUGUAGAUUUAAAUGCUGAAUAGACAGCUUUUGAAUGUUCAGUGUUCCUAUUAUUUAAUUAAUACAAUAUAUACUGGUACAGUACUGUUGGGGCCACCGAUUAUUAUCAUUAUUUUCUGAAGCAAAUUUUUGCCAUCCUCUCUGAAAAGGUUGCUUUUAUCAACACUUCAGUUAUUGCUAUAUUAUUUAGGCAGUAGCCUCAGUAGCACCUCAGAGUUUGUUUACUGGCUGUUAUCAGACAAAUUUGCCAAUGGCAGAUAUCUGGCAGACUUUCAUUGUCUACAGGGAACAAGGGCCUAUUUAAUAACACUUGCCCCAUCAACAUGGUAGAGAUAUAUGUGGGAAUUAUAGAUUUAUCCAUUAUUGUAACUGACUUGCCCCAAAAAUACAGAGAAAGGAGGUCACAAUACACUCAAAUUUCUCCCAAGGAAUGUUUUGAAAAGCAUGGAAUUACCCAAACUAAACUCUGAAAACAACUAUUCAAGCAUUCUCAAUGAUUUGUUCCAGUCUUGAUUACUCCCAGGUCUAAAUCACAAAACCAUUUCUCUCCUGCUUGGUGCUGGUUACCCACUGUUUUGAAAGUGUCUAUAAAGACUGCUGGUCUUCUGAGAUAAGUGGGCAGCUUAUUGGGCAUUGCAUUGUAGUCCUGUCUGUUUAUGGAGUUGUGAUGUUGCACUUAUCACACCUGCUUAGUGGGGGGGCUGCAAUAUCUCCCCCGCCCUUUGUAGCUGCCUGCCACAUCUAGGCUGUUCAUCUGUUCUCCUGUUUAGGUGGAUCAUCUAGUUUACAAGCUUUAAAGAAGCUUGUAAACCUUUUAGGUUACUCUGUCCUUCCUGCCAGGUUUGUGCCUGGAGUUCCAGCAUUUGGCUUUCUAUGUGGUCCCACCCAAUGUUUUGCUUGGGUGGGCUGUCUGGUUUUUCCUGUUCCAAGGAUGUCGUUGGUUUUCCUUGCUUAACUAGUUGGGUUACAGUGCUUCCCCACACAAUUUAGAUCCUGACAACUACAGCAUUGGCUGCUUCCCUGUUGGUCAUGACUGGAGUUUCUCAAAGUGGGGCCUUUAUCUCAUAGGCUCAUGGGUGGUAUGUUUUCCUAGUUCCUUGACUAGUUGGAUGCCAGACCUGACAGAGGCUCCAUUAAUCACAGCUGUAUUGGAAUUCCCUCUGUUGUGAGCUUUGUCUAUGGCAUUCUCUGUGUUCUACCUUCUGACUAUUUUUGGCAAUUCUCGUGGAUGCUCUCCUGCACUUCCCAUUUUUUUUUCCGGAGAAGUGAGUGUCGAGUUCAUAGAAGGACUUCAUUCAGUGACUUUCUUCGUUUUCAGGUGGUUGCUUCUUCAGAAGUCAAUUUGUUUAUGGUAGUGUCCAGUUGCUUUGUGCUAUAGAUUCAUUUGUAUUGUGCAUGGUUACACAGCCUGCUGAGGCGGCAUACCACCUUAUGUUUGCUUGGGUUGGUAAUUGUUUUUGAAUGCAAACUUUUCCUUUUUCUUUGCUUGGGGCAUCAAGAAUUGAUUGGAUGGGUAUAUGAGUGAAAGGGGGUGGAUUUUAGAUAGGAACUUUUUAGUAUGGGCCUGCUGUGGUGCUCCGUGAUGUUUAUGUUCUUGCGUUUUAUUUCCUGGAUUUGGAGUGAUGCACACUGCCACUGGUGGCAAAGAAAGUGUUGCUUGUUUAUUUGUUUACUUAUUUGUUUACAGACAUUUGCUACAAGACAUUUCUUGGGGAAGUUUGUUUUCUGGCCACUUUCCAUUGCAUUUUUGUGUAUGUCAGCCUCGGUAUUGGAUUAAUUUCUGUGUCCUUUGUACUUUUCCACCACAUAGAUGGUGCAAGGGUCCUUAUCACAGGUUGGCAAGGGGAGUCUUACUGAUAUCUGGUGUUGGCAGGUCUGAAGAAUAACAGCUAGUGCACAAACUCUGGGGAGCUACUGAGGUAGUGCCCAGAAAAGGGCAUAUUAUUACACUCAACACAGUUUUUAGUAGCAACCCACAUAUACAUAACAAUUUACUGCAUCGUUAAAAAAUUAUAUAAUAGAAAUAUAUGUAUGAAAUGAAUGGAAAACUAGAAAAAAGUUUUUAUUAUCAAAGUGUUGGUCUGGCACAUUUACAAAUUCAUGCCCUGAAGUCAGUUUUGCCACAACCACACGUGUGUGUGAUAUUGUUUAUAUAUACAGUAUGCUGUGACACUAGUGAUACUCAUUACACUGUAAUUAUUAUAUAUUUAAAAUCAUAUAUAUUCCCUUUUAUUAAAAAUAACCAUUAAUAUUUUAUUACAAUGAUUUAUGACAAAGUAAUUGGUUUGCAUAUUGAACACAUUUAAUUUGUUGCACAAUUUGUUGAGUUAUGUCAUUGUUAUAUUCAUGGUAAAUUGUUCAGUAGGUCAUUUGAGCUUUAGAGCGAUCCAUUGGUGGCAGAGGAAACACUCCAUAACUUGACUGCUAUAUUUGCAUGCCAUGUGAUAGCACAUAAUAUUAUGAUCCUCACAGGGUUGACUUUCCAUACAUAAAGUGUUAUUUAAUUAGCCUAACAGACUAUAUAAGGGGUUAGGGCCAAAAUGUUAAACAUUACUUAAACAUAAGUAAUGACACUAGAUUUACAAGUGAAGAUUAUUUCAAGGCCUAGGAAGAAAAACUUCUGCAAGUUUGCACUAUAGUAUUCAAAAGCAGGUUAAAAAAUAUCAUACCUUUUAAUUACAGUACUGUGGUGCAGAAUUUAUCUAUUUGAAGAUGAAUGAAUGUGAUUGUGUUCCUAAUAAUGAACAAACCACAGUAUGGGUACUGUGUAUAAAAGAGAACUUAAGUUCAAAUUUAUGCAAAAGUGGGCACUUGUUCCUCAAAAAGAACCAACGGUCUCGGUUCUGGUUCUUGCUUCAAAGUGGACCAGUCCCAGUCUUGGUCCUUUCAGGAGAGAGGAACUAUAACUGACUCGGCUCUUGGUCCUUACGUUAAAUAUAAGUAUUUGAGUGACACGAAAUACUAUAUUUAAUUGAAGACAUUGGAAAUAAUUAAUAUUUAAUUUUAGUAAAUUACAGUUAAAUUCCUAAUAAUACAAUUAAUACAAAAUUAGUGUAACAACUUCCAUUCCAGUCUCGGUCUCAUUCCGAGUCCUCUCGAGGAAACAGUUCAUCUUUUUUAUCCCAAUAACUUUUAAACAUGCCAAAAUCACUAUACAGUAUUCUUAAAUAUUAAUUUACUGUAAAUUCACUUUUCACUUAAAACACUCAAAGACAGAAUUCUCUGAUAACUGAUACUUUACAAUAAAAAUGUAUGGCAACAAUUAUACCGGCAGAAGGCAGUAGGUUUCUGUAAUGAUCGUGUGUUGUAUGAUGCACCACCACAGCCUAACAGCAACUUUGUCAUUAACAGGCCAAAUGUUUCUUAGCUUUGUCGUGAGCUCUGUACAGUUUGAUAUUCUGUGGCAACCCAAAUCAUCUGGGUUACCAUACAAUGCUGAUUAAAUUUUCCUGGUGAUAUUGUACGCAACUGACAACAAUUUAAAAUACUGCAACUA
Molecule: messenger RNA, 8793 nt
Organism: Procambarus clarkii (red swamp crayfish)
Lineage: Eukaryota; Metazoa; Arthropoda; Malacostraca; Decapoda; Cambaridae
Source: RefSeq, a predicted model, not a curated record